Messenger RNA from Metschnikowia bicuspidata var. bicuspidata NRRL YB-4993, 830 nucleotides. Its product is annotated as CFEM domain-containing protein. The coding region runs from base 188 to 787 and encodes 199 amino acids. Lineage: Eukaryota; Fungi; Ascomycota; Pichiomycetes; Serinales; Metschnikowiaceae. The record is from RefSeq and is a predicted model, not a curated record. The transcript has a single exon.
CUCCAUGAGCUGCAAACAGGCCGAGCCGGCGCACAGCAUCAAAAGCAGUCUCCACCGCUUUCCGGGUUCGGAGUUGUAUUUCAGCCACCUGCACGAUUCGAUAAUAAAUAGUAUUCUGGCUCUUCUCGCGACUUUCCAAAGCCAUCUGAAUUAAAUACGUAUUCGCCCUAAUCAUCCCAAACAAAGAAUGUUGUAUUACCUCCCUGUCUUGACCUUGCUUUCAGGUGUUUUUGCUAACAACUGGAAGACAUAUCCGGCUGUCCCAAAAACUGCUACCAUCAACGGCUUUGCUGACCCGAUUUUGAGCAGCUUGCCCUCCUGUGCCCAAGAAUGUGUUGAAAUAUCUGUCUCAAAUACGCCUUGUCCAUAUUGGGAUACCGGGUGCUUAUGCGUAAUGCCCCAGUGGUCAGGCCAAGUGGCUGAGUGCAUUGUGGCUUCAUGUACGGCUGCCACGGAUGUGGCUAGUGCCACCCUCGCGGCCUACUCGCUAUGCUCCUCGGUAGGAGCCAACUUGUGGAUGAUGCCUGCCUCGCUCCUGACAGCACUUCAAAAUGCGGCGGUUGUUACCAGCAAUUCUGCUAGCAGCAACACCGCUAUUGAGGCAGAAUUUGCGACUGUUGCGACGGGGUCUUCUGGUACAUAUUUCUCUGGUUCUGAUCACGAAACCUCCUCCGAAACAGCAUCUGCGAGCAGCCUUCAAAGCUCCUCAAAUGCGGGCGCCGUGACCAAUGGAGCGAGAUCGCUUGUUGCCUUGUUUUCAGUCAUCAUAUUAUCUCUUAUAGUCUGAAGCUGCUAGUUUGCAGUUCACCAAUAGAAAAGAUCCCGCGUCC